This is a messenger RNA of Lingula anatina, 2070 nucleotides long. Its product is annotated as cell division cycle protein 20 homolog. Gene Ontology annotation, molecular function: ubiquitin ligase activator activity; anaphase-promoting complex binding; protein binding. Gene Ontology annotation, cellular component: anaphase-promoting complex. The record is from RefSeq and is a predicted model, not a curated record. NCBI's taxonomy places the organism in Eukaryota, Metazoa, Brachiopoda, Lingulata, Lingulida, Lingulidae. Gene Ontology annotation, biological process: positive regulation of ubiquitin protein ligase activity; anaphase-promoting complex-dependent catabolic process; positive regulation of anaphase-promoting complex-dependent catabolic process.
UAUCCGUACAUAAUGGGAAAGUGGCGUAUUCACUCAUAAAUAAUUGUGACGUCCCAUACUCAAAGAUAAUUAAGCAGAUCCAAGGUAGUAGGCGAGUCUACGUUAAACAUUCAUCCUUGAACAGUUGUCGGUGUGGACACGUGAUUGCUCGUGCAGCAUCAAUACCAUGAAUACAGUUUGUGUCGCGGGAAAGAUAACACACAGGCACACCAUCAAUGGCGGGGUACGAACACAGCCCUCAAGACUACAGCAUCUUCGGUGCCCCUCGCUCUCGUGCUGGGUCCGUGGGGGCAAAAAUAGGGGACCAUGGCGUGGAUCGCAUGCUUCCACGUCGUGGGAGCUUAGACGUGGAUCUUAGCCAUUUCAAACUGAUGACCCCUCCGACGGCUGACGACGAUGACAGUGAUGACAAGCCCUCGGUAUUCGUACAUAAGACACCGCCUACAGACUCCAAGCAAACUGGCAAUGGGUGCCAAAUAAUGAAUAAUUACCACCAAAAAUUUCGGAGAUUCAGUCUCGGUGGCGGCCGGAGUGAUGGCAGUAUCUUACCAUUUUCGCCGAUGGAAAAUGAGCGGAAAACAACCCUUAGCACUCCCGUGAACUAUCUAGACAGCGUGAGGAAACGUUUAGAGGGAAUCUCCUUAGGGAGCAGUCCUUCAUCUUCCAGCAAGGUCAGAGAACGAAAACCAGACCAAAUCUUGGACAUGCCGAAUAUACGUAACGACCUAAAUGUAAACGUGAUGGACUGGAGCAGCCAGAACAUGAUCGGCAUUGCGUUAGAGGAUCAAGUGUACUGCUGGCGGCGGGACAUUGGAGAAUGCAUACAGGUGCCCGUGGAACUGACGGAAGAGGACGACUACGUCAUGGCUUUGGGGUUCAACCCCGAUGGUUCUUUACUUGCUUUAGGUUCCACACCCGAUGACAUAGAGAUCUGGAAUUUAGAAAAGAUGAAAGUGGUACAUAACAUCAGAUCACACAGUUGUGCAGCUGUGAGCUUGGCAUGGAAAGGGACAAUAUUGGCAAGUGGUGAUGCUGAUGGUAACAUCCAUCUCCAUGACACCCGGGCCCCGACCCCCAUUGCUACCAACAAAGACCACACGUGGGUGUGCAAUCUUCGGUUCAGCCCAGACGGCCGCUACCUUGCCAGCGGCGGCAAGGACAGCACAAUCUGCAUCCGGGAGAUGAACGAACGUAGACUGUAUCAGAAAAUACCAGCGCACAACUCGGCAGUGAGAGCCCUGACAUGGUGCACAGGUCUACACAGUAUUCUUGCGAGCGGAGGAGAACUUGGGGAUGGAAGCAUCCGUUUGUGGAAUGUUAACAGUGGCUUGAAACUAACGGAAGUGGAUACCGACUCUGGGAUCACUUGUAUGCUGUGGAAUACUAACGAUCAGGAAUUGAUCACCGGUCACAGAGGAACCAAGCAUAACCUGGUGGUCUGGAAGAACCCCAGUCAGCUACAUCCUGCUUUGUAUCUGGAUGGGGAAGAAGAGGGCAUACUUCACGUAGCACUUAGCCCAAACGAAGAAACAUUAGCGUCAGCAUCGCCAGAUGAGAAAAUGCGCUUAUGGAACUGCUUCGGCGACGCGAACAUAAAAAAGAAACAACGGUGUUGCCUUGGUUCUCCAACGACAUCAGCAUUACUGCGAACCAUACGCUGAAAAAAGAGGUGCUGAAUCAGUCAUAAACUACAAUAGAAUAAUCUACAGCAUUAAAAAUACUAUGCCUUUACCUAAUGGCCAAAAAGAUAGUAAAUGAUUAUACGUUUAGUUUGUAGAGAGCGGACCUAAAAAAACGUAGCACAAUCAAAAAGUGAGCAUAUAUAGUAGUAAUCAAGAUGGAGGGCUCGUCACUGUAGUUGGAUUAGAACUUUCGUAAUGAACCGUGUUCAUGAUCGUUAAUUAUACGUUAUUUGCUACAAACUGUGUAAGUGAUGUUUCAUUAUUCAUGUAAUUUGACUACCAAUCUACUUGUUAUAAACGUAUUUGAAUUGAGCAGAUUCUAUUUAUGACGUUUUAUACUUGUUGAAACGACUUCGUGUAGCAGUUCUUGUUCGUUCGCACUUUCAAG